AUGGCUGAUGAAAUUGUAUCAGCAAUGGAGCAGGAAAUGGUGGAAGAACAGGCUAUAAAGUGCCCAAGGCCUUCAGCAAAGAGGCAAAGGAAAGGAUCUCCUGACGCCCGAGAAGAAACAGAUAAAGAACGUGUAGACGAUAGUCUUCUGCAAGAUGCACGUAGAAUCAAAGAAAGCAUCAGGGUCUACAUGAACGCAACAGACAGGAACGUGAGUGCGAAGGUACAAAAGCACGUUAAUGGGAAAAUUCAACAGUUAAUAGAUAUAAUGGAGACAAUAUAUGAUAAAAACUAUGAAAAAACGGUUUUAGUACAACGUGUGGUAAAGGACACAUUAGCAUCCUCUGAAAUGUAUGAUAUAAUAGUAAAUGCAUUAGUGGAAAAAGCAGUACCUAUGGUUAUCGAGGGAAUCAAGAGGGAAAGUAAAACCAUUCAAAGACCACUGUCAGAACCUCAGACAUCUCGGGAGUUUCCAUGCAUUAAAGAACAACCGCUAUUAGCCGAUGCCCUUCUUGAGACUACGGAGAAUGAAAGUUUCCAGGAAGUGGGUCCCUGUCGGUCCGUCGCUCAUUCAUCGCCUAUUUUGGAUCCCUUCUCUGAAAAUACUCGUUAG
Nezara viridula (southern green stink bug) is the source of this 612-nucleotide messenger RNA. Lineage: Eukaryota; Metazoa; Arthropoda; Insecta; Hemiptera; Pentatomidae. The record is from the annotation of a GenBank genome assembly.